Amoebophrya sp. A120 is the source of this 4039-nucleotide messenger RNA. Lineage: Eukaryota; Dinophyceae; Syndiniales; Amoebophryaceae. The record is from the annotation of a GenBank genome assembly.
GGCGGAAUCUAGGCACACUUCCCCUCCCUUGUCUUCCGUAAAAAACCGUAUUAAACCUAGUCACAGAUGAAGUUCUGCGAGCAGCUUCUCAGGAGGUAGAACGACAUUUAGUCCGAUUUAAGUUCGAAACACGCCUCAGCUUGACGUGGAUGAACUACAGAGUAGAAGCGCAAGUGCUAUAACUACCUCCACACAAGACCGCAACGUCAUCGAAGCAGUACUAUGCCUCCCAAAUUGAAGCCGCUCCAAGUGUCCCGCGACACCAAUGUCGCGGCCAACACGAAGAAGGAAAAAGCGAAGGAAAACCCGAACACGUUGAUCGACAAUCUCGUGAAGCAAAAGGAAUUGGACGAUUGGAAGGAAAAGACCCGGAACCUAUCGUUCAAGGAUAAGUUUCUGGAAUUUACAAAAUCGCAGCGCAGCCCAGCGGAACUGCUGGACGAUGACUUCUUCAAGCAGUUCCCAAGGCUAAUCCUCGGCUGCUGGCAGUUACGGGAGGAAAACACAAAAGAGAUUGUGAAGCUGAACACAAAACAGAAGUUCAACAACGAGCAUUUGUUCAACGGGAAAAUUUUACCGACCGAUAUCACAGGAAAAAAGUGUAUACAGUUACACAAUUGUUCUUGGAGUUUCUGCAUCACAAACUUGCUCGGCAUGGCCAAGAAAACCUGUGAUGCGCUGACUAUAAGGGAAAACACGAAUGAAAUGAGGCUGGCAAGCAUUUCCUGCAUGACAGAGGUGGUUUGUCUUGCUUGUCUUCCAUCAGAGUGUGUAACUGUAAGAAACUUUUUUCUCAGGAUAACCGAGGAUAAGAACACUGUGCCGUCCAACGAUUCGAAGUUGUUGACGAGUCAGGAUUAUCCUGUGCAAAAGUAUCGUACUCGUAGUAAUAGUAAUUGUAAUUAUGCAUUACAAAUGUUUUUCCUAAGGUAAAUCAGCAUCAGAAAUUCCAUUUCUCAUGCUGAGAAAAUUUGUAAUGCAAUCCAUACUAGUACGACUAUGAUGCUUGUUUUGCAAUUCAUAAGGAUUUCCAGACCAACAACCGGUACAGAGAAGCGCUGGAGACGAUAUUACAGCAUUUGGAAAUUGGGGUGCGAUGUUUCGACUCAACCGACGCGUAUGGGGGCGCGGAGGAGUUGUUGGCCGAGGCGGUGAGCUACUGGAAAAAAGAAGUGAAGAACAGAAAUGCUAGCAGUUCUAAUGCAUCUUCGGGAACCUCCGAAGAGGAGAAGAUGACAAAGAAAAGUAAAGCCCUAUCUGACAUCCAAAUCUUCACCCGCUUGGACUCCCGACACCUCGAGAAGGCGCAUAAAGUGGUGGAGUUUUCGCUGAAGGCACUGAAGUUUGGGAACCGCGCCACGUUGUUGGAUUCGUUGGAACGGAAAAAACCUUAUUACCAGAAAUUGAUGGAAAGGGAGAACAUCGAGGGGAUAGACUUGCUCCAAUACGCGUUCAACGGUGACGCCGGGGACUACACGGAUCCAGACAGAAGUCCAACCAGGGAAUACACGGAUCCGGCGCUGUUCGGUUUGGGGAUAGAUUUGGAUGGAAAAACAAGUUCUUCGGGAGGUAGCUCCAGACAGACAACGAGCUCGAGGAGAAGUAAUGGUGGAAAUAAUAGGAACAGCAAGCCGCGGGACAAACCUGGACUGGGAGCCACGGCUGAGGAACUGACCCCGGAGGAACAGAGACAGAACGAAAAUAAGUCCCACUUGGUCGGGUUCCUCGAACCGAUGCGGAUUCUUCACCAUUUGAAAAAAACCUCCCGGAUUAAGCAAAUUGGACUAUCCAAUUUCGACACCGACCGGUGUCGGGAAAUGCUGUUGUUGGGUUGCCAGGUGCGGACCAACCAGAUCCAGUUUUCCAUGAUCGAUCGGCGGGCGGAAUUUUCCGGCUUGCUAAAACUCUGCCGGGAAUUCCGCGUGAAAUUACUGAUCUACGGCGCGUUAAUGGGGGGUUGGCUGACGGACCGGUUUUUAAACUGCAUAUCAACAUGAAAAAUCCCCCCUCCCCAUAUCAAAAUAAAAAUUUGCGAUGCUGAUUUGCAGUCACAAAUCAUCUUUGUCUUGCCUACAGGGCAAUAGGAGACAUGUGGCGCAUUCCAAAGCCAGUCUGUCAUGCGCUUUCGGCUACUGCAAACCUGUCUGCCAUGCGUUAUUGCUAGCCUUCUGCAUACCCGAACAGGCUUAUGAAAUGCCGCCAAGCACUUUCUGCAAGCGAAAGCUGAUUUGUGUACGCAAAUCCAGCAUCACAAACUUCGUUUUGAUGUGGGGGGGGAUUUUUCCUCACAAUACUGCAAAAACGACCCCAUGCCGAGGCUGAAGACCCGCGAUAUUGACGAAGGGGGGGUUAAUGUCAAGGGAUUAGGGAAUCGGAAGUGCACAGCAUCUCUGUUGAAGUACCGUCAGGGUUUAUGCAAGAAAAAAACUGUGUAAGUGUAAAUCUGUGAUGCAGAAAAUGCAAAAGCGUUACACUGACUUGUCAUGCUCGACAUGCAUGAUCGUCUCGCUUCCUAUGUGUUUUCCCUUCCUAUCUGCGCAUAACAAGUUUUUCCUGUCAUGGCAGACAAACUUGUGAUGCUGUUUUCCCAACAGACUUCUUAGUACACUGACACAGUUUUUUUCUUGGAUAGGGUUUGGAUUUGUGGAUGCUGGGGGACUGGAAACCGAGGACAACGCUGGACGGGAACGGGUAUCCUCUGUAAAAACGUCCCCACCCCAUAGUCAAGAUGGGGAAUCGGCUAGACAAAUUCACAAGUUUUGGCUGUUUUGCAUGACAAAUUUGGACUCGUAGUCUAGGGCUGUUUGAGCUAGCUCAGCAGCAUCACAGAUCUAGUGGAUCAUGCUGCUUGGAGCAUGACAAAUCUAAAACACGACUAGGAAAUGCUUCUCAUGGGGCUCCGCAUGAGAAACAUUUUCAGCAUGCAGAGUUUGUAUGACUAUGGUGUGGGGGCAUUUUUAAAUACGAUAACGGGUGGGACUUGUUCCAAGAAUUGCUGAAAGUCUUGGAUCAGAUCGCGAAGGAGAAAACAGAAUUGUGGCGGGAGGAGCUAGAUGAAGAUAGAACUAUUUCUCUUGGACAGCAAACCGAAGAAAUGGAAGGGAAACAACAAGACGAAAAAACGGCCGACGGGACUAGUGCGGAAAAUGAAACGCUGGAAGCAAGGGCGGCAAAGCAAAUUGUCGAGAACAAACCAAAAUUUCGCAUUUCCAUCGCCCACAUCGCGAUCCUGUGGGCCAUGCGGAAGAUCGAUACUCUUGCCUACGGCGGCGCGGUGAUUAUCGGGGCGAGGGAUUGCAGGUGGCUACACGAAACGAAGAUUCUGCUGAAGCUUCUGACAGUGAAGGGUGACCGGACGAAAGGGGAAAACAGCUUCAACUACAAGUACACCCUGUCUGACCAAGAUAUGGAGAAAAUCGAAAAAAUCUACAAGCAGGGCGCGGGAACCUACCAGAACCGGGAAAAACGGUAUUUAAAUCUCCAAAAAUCCUACAACUACCGCCCGCCCACGCCGAAUUAUCACGAGAAAUCCUAUUACGACAGAGAGCGAACAAACGUCUACGGGCGGCAAAGGCAAUUGUUGGAAGACGCGGCACGGCGGAAGGACCGGAUGCGAGUGGAGGAACGGGAGGAAAUGCAGGCGGAGUAUCAAAAGCUUUUGGACGAGGCUGAAGCGGCCAAUCGCGAGGAAGAGGAACGUAAGAAAAAAGAGGCGAUUGAGGAGAAUGAUAGGCGGAAGGCGGAAAUUCAGUUGAAUGCCAUGAAGAUGAUGAUGGCAAAGGGAAAAAACAUUUUCGCGGGGAUGAAACUUCCGAGGCGAUAGAGGAAAAUCUUACAGAAAUUUCGGCAUCGGGGGUUCGAUCUAUCGCGGAUUGGAACUACGGUAGGCUGGUCGUGCCAGAAGUUUCUACUAUUAGGCCUGUAAAAAGAACUCGAACUCGAUACCUGCCAGGAUUCGAGAGUAGAUUUAAGAAGCAGACUGCACUUUGCAAGUGCUUACAAGAAGUACUUCGUAGCGCUGUCGACUACGACUCAGUAU